AUGUCAAGAGUUUGGAAUAAUAUUGCCGACAUCAAACGCGCAAUUGACAAAGUGAGCAUUCCACAUGAUAAAAUCAUUAAAAAACACCAAGGGGCACAUGGCAUCUCAUGGAAAUGUGACCUUAUGGGAAAUAGGAGAUAUCAAGUGAACGCCCUUCACCAUGUACUAGAGGACAAGGGUGCCACAGAUAAUGGAAGAUUCAAUUGGAUUAAGGAGGUUCCAUCAAAGGUCACAUGCUUCAUUUGGAGGGCAAAAAUGGGUCGCAUCCCAACCACAGUGGCGUUAGCUAAACGGAGAAUCAAUUUACAAUCAACCACCUGUUGCUUGUGCAACUCAACGGAGGAAUGUUCAGACCAUGUACUAGUCCAGUGCCCUUUUGCAAAAACAAUCAUGGAAUGA
Messenger RNA from Lactuca virosa, 399 nucleotides. NCBI's taxonomy places the organism in Eukaryota, Viridiplantae, Streptophyta, Magnoliopsida, Asterales, Asteraceae. The record is from the annotation of a GenBank genome assembly.